This is a messenger RNA of Brassica oleracea var. oleracea, 1896 nucleotides long. RefSeq lists its product as uncharacterized. The record is from RefSeq and is a predicted model, not a curated record. The coding region runs from base 1 to 1896 and encodes 631 amino acids. Gene Ontology annotation, biological process: proteolysis. The transcript has 4 exons. NCBI's taxonomy places the organism in Eukaryota, Viridiplantae, Streptophyta, Magnoliopsida, Brassicales, Brassicaceae. Gene Ontology annotation, molecular function: aspartic-type endopeptidase activity.
AUGUCGACGAGCAGUUCUCCAAUGCAAUCGAUCUACGAGGAGGAUCUGGAGGAGGUGAAUUCGUCACUGAGAGGCUGUGACGAACUCGACGGUGACGACGAUGGAAGGGAUGAUGACUUCGAUGGAGUCAGCGAUGACAAAUCUGAGCUCAUCGGUUCAAGCGAUGUUGAAAUCGUUGGGGAAGAUGCCGGUCCAAGAGGUAGAUCAGUUUUCUGGUUCGUCGAAUCCUUCUCAGGGAGCUUUGAAGAAGUGGUACGCGUGGGUGAUGCGUCGUGGUGGUUUCCAAAAUUGGAAGGAUUUUAUCAACAGGAUGUUGGUGCUUUUUUGGAAUCUAUUGAUGACGAACCAGCUACACGGUUGUUUGCUAUCAAGCAAACAGGGACAGUGGCUGAGUACGUUUUUGAGUUUGAGGAGUUGUCUGCGCAGGUUCUUGGGUUGGAAUAUCGCCAUUUGGAGCGCAUUUUCUAUAAUGGCUUAUCAUUGGAGAUGAAGGAGGUGAUUAGGAUGAAGGAUCCUCAGGGGCUUUCUAAUUACAUUGCUGCCGUGUUACGAAUGGAGACAAGCGCCUUUUGUAAGGUGGUUGGUGAUGCUAAGGGUUUGGAGGAACGUUUGAGUACUAAGAAACAAAGUGGAAGACGAAGUUAUGGUGGAGGUUCGUUUGGCAGAAGUAAUGAGAAGCUGCAAAGUGAUGCAUGCGUGUUGAAGGAGAAUGUACCUCCGCAAAGGGCGUUACAGAAGGCUCGUCAGCAUUACACUGAUGCAGAAUUGGACGCCUUGAGGAGAGACAAAAUGUGUUUCACGUGUAAAGCUCCUUGGUCACGAACCCAUGAUUGUCCUAAUAAGAAGAUGCGCGUGUUAACAGUCAUUAACGGAUGUGAAAUGGAGGUGUUAGAACAACCUGAUUACGAGUUGGAAGAGAUUAUUUUGGGUGGAGAUCAACAGCUUAUGACUCUUUCGUUCAACUCUUUUGUGGGACUGGAGUCACCUAAGACAACGAAGUUACGAGGCCUUAUUAAUCAGAGAAAGGUUAUUGUGAUGAUUGAUAGUGGAGCAUCACAUAACUUUAUCUCACCAGCAGUGGUCAGUAGGUUGCAUUUGAAGGUUUCGGUGGAUAAGAAGUUGGAAGUGUUGUUGGGUAAUGGGGUGCAAGUGAACGCACUGGGAGUAUGUAAAGCAGUAACAUUUCAGCUUCAGUCUACGGAUUUUGUUACUGACUUCAUUACAUUGGAGUUGGGAUCUGUGGAUGUUAUCUUGGGAGUGCAGUGGUUGGAGACGUUGGGAAGAUGUGAAGAUGUGAAGUGGAUUGGCGGCAUCAGGAGUUUUCCUUUGUUUAUCAAGUCAAUUCCCUCUGUUUUGAUUGAGAGUAAACCGGAGGAGAUCGUAGUGUUGGCAUCUACUGAGGGUUCUUCUCGCGUAGCUGGGGUUCCUAACUUGGUUCCUGCUUUGUUGCAGCAAUUCACUGAUGUUUUUUCCGUCCCUACGUCACUACCGCCACUAAGGGGAACAGAACAUGCUAUCAUAUUGGUGCCAGGAGUGUCUGCAGUGUCUGUUUUGCCUUACCCGUACCCUCACGCUCGUAAGUUGAUAAUGGAGGAGAUGGUGACUGAGAUGUUACGAUUUGGAAUUAUUCGUCCAAGUGAGAGCCCUUUCUCGAGCCCGGUGCUGUUAGUAAAGAAGAAGGAUGGUACAUUCCGAUUUUGUGUGGACUAUAGAGCUCUCAACAGAGCCACAGUUCCCAACAAAUAUCCAAUUCCAGUUAUCGACCAAUUACUAGACGAGUUGCACAGGGCUUCUGUCUUUUCUAAACUGGAUUUGCGCUCUGGUCACCAUCAGAUAAGAAUGCGAGAAGAAGAUAUCAAGAAGACUGCCUUCAGGACGUUUGAAGGGCAUUAUUGA